GGGACCUUUACGUCAUGCUUAUGUGAGGGGGAAACAAUAUCCACCGCAGAGGCUUCUCCGAUUGGCCGAAUGAAUCCGAAACUUGCGAUCCAAUGGAGCGGCGCGCCGAGCGGCAGCGACGCUCCUCCGGUGAAGCGCGCUCCAAUCGCACAGGAGGAACGGCGCACUCUCAUUUGCACAGCCACGUUAUAAAUACGGGACCGACGCCGGGGUGGUGUCUGGAGCUGUGUUCCUUCAUCGCUGUCCGUCUUACACGCGCACGAAAGAGGGGGAAAAAAAAAAUGCCCGAUCCUUCAAAAUCAGCCCCUGCGCCCAAGAAGGGCUCUAAAAAGGCCGUGACCAAAACCCAGAAGAAAGGAGUCAAGAAGCGUCGCAAGAGCAGGAAGGAAAGCUACGCCAUCUACGUGUACAAGGUUCUGAAGCAGGUGCACCCGGACACGGGGAUCUCCUCCAAGGCCAUGGGCAUCAUGAACUCGUUUGUCAACGACAUCUUCGAGCGCAUCUCCGGGGAGGCAUCGCGCCUGACGCACUACAACAAGCGCUCCACCAUCACCUCCCGGGAGAUCCAGACCGCCGUGCGCCUGCUGCUGCCCGGGGAGCUGGCCAAACACGCGGUGUCCGAGGGCACCAAGGCCGUGACCAAGUACACCAGCUCCAAAUAGAGGCGGGCAGAGUCCGGUUUACUUUGCCAAACUCUCCGUUUGUGAUUUUUUUUUUUUUUUGCUCCACCGCCGGUGUGUGAGCAGAGCGAGCCCUCCAGCCGAGGCCUCACGCUGAAUCUCUUGUGAUUCUUUGGAACUGUAUACUGCCAUUUAACUCAAUGUUUGGAUAUUUUCCCGAUGUGUAACGUUUUUAAACUAAAGAUUUAAUAAAUGAAGAACGAGUGUAAGUCGGUG
This is a messenger RNA of Anoplopoma fimbria (sablefish), 896 nucleotides long. RefSeq names its product histone H2B 5. Gene Ontology annotation, molecular function: protein heterodimerization activity; DNA binding; structural constituent of chromatin. Lineage: Eukaryota; Metazoa; Chordata; Actinopteri; Perciformes; Anoplopomatidae. Bases 93 to 662 code for a protein of 189 amino acids. Gene Ontology annotation, cellular component: nucleosome. The record is from RefSeq and is a predicted model, not a curated record. The transcript has a single exon.